AAGGGCUAUCUGCCUUCUACAGACAUUUGAUAAAAUCAGGAACUUCGCAUACAACUCGGAAAGAAGUCCACCUCAGAACCUAUUAGGGCAAACUAUGAAAACUUGUUAGGGUUCUCCUACCCUGAGAUCCACCACUGCUAAGGGACUUCACAGAGUCCAAGGAUCUCACUUUUUUCUUUUUUUUUUUUUUUUUCUUUCAUUUUUCUUUCUUUUUCCUUUUCCCCCCCCCUUUUUUUUUUUUUAAAUAUGAUUUUUUACAACUCAGUUAUUCUGGAUGUUUGAAAACUGAAUUAAGAAAAAUUCACUCAGAAGUUGGCUGAAUGUUGCAAGCUUGCACAAUGGAAGGAUUUCCCCUUAUUCCCCCUCCCUCUGAAGAUAUGGUACCCUAUGAGUCAGACCUCUACCGACAGCCCCAUGACUAUUACCAGUAUCUCAACAGUGAUGGAGAGAGUCAUGGUGAUCAUUAUUGGGAAUAUCAUCCACACCACAUGCACAGUGAAUUUGAGACCUUUGGAGACAACCAUUUCACAGAACUGCAGAGUGUGCAGCCUCCCCAGCUGCAGCAGCUCUAUAGGCACAUGGAGAUCGAGCAAAUGCAUGUCUUGGAUUCUGCAAUCCCAACCACACACAUCGGACUCAACCACCAGGUGUCCUAUUUGCCCCGGAUGUACUUCUCUCCACCUCAGCCCAGCUCUGACGAGGAGGACAUAGAGAGGCAGAGCCCCCCCUUGGAGGUAUCAGAUGGGGAAAAUGAUGGUGUGGACCCUGGGCCUGGAAUUAUGCAUGGAGAAACAGGCAGCAAGAAGAAGAUACGUCUGUAUCAGUUCCUUCUGGACCUUCUUCGCAGUGGGGACAUGAAGGACAGCAUUUGGUGGGUGGACAAGGAGAAAGGUACUUUCCAGUUCUCCUCCAAACACAAAGAAGCAUUGGCGCAUCGCUGGGGCAUCCAGAAAGGCAACCGCAAGAAAAUGACCUACCAGAAGAUGGCACGGGCUUUGAGAAACUAUGGCAAGACAGGGGAGGUCAAGAAAGUUAAGAAGAAGCUGACCUACCAGUUUAGUGGAGAGGUGAUGGGAAGGGGGGCCACUGAUAGGAAGCAUUAUCCUCACUGAGGCCAUGGGACCCUGAGCAAGAAAAAUAUUGAGAGCUCCUGGCUGGAUACCAGCAGAGGAGAUGGACGCAUCUUUCUCUUUGCUUCCUGUGCCCCCUUCUCUGCCUUUAAACAGCCUUUAUCGUCAGAUGUUUCUGGUACGACUUCCCUUCUUCAGCAUCUGAGAAUCCUAAUCAUGACAGAAUUCUUUGCUUCCAUCCUCCAAGUUGGACAGAGUUGGGAAAUUUAAACAAUGUACAAAUAUAUUGUUGUCAGGGAAGAUUUUUGGUUUUUUUGGUUUUUUUGGGGUUUUUUUGAUUGUAUUGUAACUAAAGAAUACAGCCAAUGAAGUUUUGCCUCCAGAGGUGGUGCUGUGUCACUCAGAGUGACACCGCGUUAGCUUCCAGCUUUUAAACUAGCAUUAAUACAGGCUCUGCCGCAGCUCUCAGAGCUAGAGAGAAGUUUGCAGAUCUUGGAAUGAUAGCCGUUCUUUUAAAUAGUAAUAACAUGUACAUAUUUAAUAAAAUUAGUUAUAAUGAAGUUUUGAUGUUUGCAUAAUAAAUGAUUACUUCACAAACAAAUGUCACGCGUUCAGUUAUGCAGAUACAGCUCCUGUGUGGCGUCUGAACAAAAGGUGCAAGGGGUUGUAGGGCCUUAUCCAACUGUGGCUACUUUUUUAUUUACCUGGAGACAUCACCAGCCAUGUCAAACUCAGUAACAAAAGUAAGAGAUGAAACACAUUGCUGUGAAAGAGACUGCAGUACUGAAGGAAAUUUAAAAACACAUACAUGUAUAUAUUUCUCACUGGUUUUUCCUGUGCAGAAACCCUGCCAGUUGAACAUUUUCUGGUCAUGUAUACCAAGAACUGCAUUUGUACUCCCAUCCCUUUUAGAACAAUUAACCAUGUUCUUCUGUGGUUUUGCUUAUUUUCCUGCUCCUGUUCUUUUGUCUUGCUUUCCCCCACAGUGAUACCUUGAUUCUAGCUUAUGAAUCUUUCUUGGAAAUAAGUUGUGUUUAAUCAUAUCUUUACAGAAUUUCAGUAUAACAGUCUCAACAUUUUAACUGUGGAUUUUAAUCCCUACUGUAAAACAAUUAAUAGUAACUAAUAACAACUGCACUGUAUAGAUAACACUCAAAAUGCAAAAUAAAUGAUAAUUCAAUA
Messenger RNA from Parus major (Great Tit), 2252 nucleotides. It is a transcript of the gene SPI1, whose product is annotated as Spi-1 proto-oncogene. Gene Ontology annotation, biological process: cell differentiation; regulation of transcription by RNA polymerase II. The record is from RefSeq and is a predicted model, not a curated record. Lineage: Eukaryota; Metazoa; Chordata; Aves; Passeriformes; Paridae. Gene Ontology annotation, cellular component: nucleus. Gene Ontology annotation, molecular function: sequence-specific DNA binding; DNA-binding transcription factor activity, RNA polymerase II-specific. The transcript is spliced from 5 exons. The coding region runs from base 321 to 1112 and encodes 263 amino acids.